UCAAUACGCUCGCGGCGUACAAUCUCAAUGUUGGGAGGAGACUGAUGAGCGCGAAAACGGUCACAGAAACUUUUUUUGAAUUCUCUGCCUCUGGUCUGUACUGCGUUUCUCAAAAUCGUGUUCUAGACGACGGCAGAAGCUCGAAGCGCGAGCCUUUUCCUCUCUCCUGAACCGCUUCUCUGCAAAAUCUGGGGUUUUUUUCUGGAGUCCUAAAUUUUCCUUUCCGUGAUUAAUUUUCACAGCUUGUGGUACAUAGUUAGGGUCUAGGGUUUCAGAUGUGGGCGAGAUAGCAGGAAUGGAGCUUUUCUCCUGGUUUGUAUAAGAUGAAUGUCGAUAGAGAAGAACAUGCCGGUGAAAGCAGUGGUGGCAGAUUUCACAUUUUGCAGCCGCUUCGGGACCUUGAAUCCAAUUGGGCUGUCGACCUCGCCAAAAACCUCGAGGAAUAUCUCUUGAAGAUUUGCGCCGGUGAGGUCGCCGGGGAAGAUGAUAGCCAUCUUUCCGUGAAUUUUGCUGAAGCUGCUCUGUUGCUUCAAGGGUCCAUUCAGGUGUACAGCCGGAAGGUGGAAUAUCUUUAUUCUUUAGUUCUGCAUGCCUUGGAGUUCAUUUCUCAGAAGAGACAACAGAAUAAUCCAGAAGAGACUUCGGUUCAGGCUGAAGGAAGCAAUCACCAUGAAGUUGCUGAUGAGGAGAAUGAAUUAUUUCUCGGUUUAGAUGAUGUUCCUGUGGAAUCUAAGAAUUGCCUCGAUGGUGGACUCAGUAAAGAUAAUAUUUUGGAUAACUACGCAAAGCCCCCUGCAAAUUUGGUUGUUCUGGAAGGGGAUUGUUUAGAUACAAGUGGUGAUUCUGGGGAAUUAGAAUCAUAUCUGCUGGCCACCACUGAUCUAUACCAGGAUUUUCUUCUGUUAGAUCCAUGUGAUGCUGCAUCAAUAAAUGAUUUUUUAAAGGGAGAUAAGGCUAAUAUAGAAAACAAUGUUGCUCAAAAGGGCAGCUCUUUGAGGUCUAAGACUCGCAAAAGUUUCCAAUCCCCAACAAGAAGGUCUGGAGGAACUGCGCAUAAAUCACCCUUUGGACAGAGUCAGGAUGUUAAUGUUAAUCGAACUCCUUUGGCUAAUUGUAACUUUGAAACCAAUGAUAAUUAUAUCUGGCCAGAUCCUCCUACCUGUAAUGUUCCUGAGAAUGACUACCAUGGAGAUGAAAUGGAUGCUGGAUUUUCAGAGCCUCAGAAUGAUUCUGAUGGCUUGGAUGAUGAUGAUGAUGAUGAUCCAUGGAAGCCUUUGAAUCCCCAUGAGCCUGGGAAUUUGAAAGUAAAACCUUUUAGAAAAUUAAAAGUUCUGAAAAGGCAGGACAUAAGUUCUACUCAGAAAAUGCCUCUGGCUACACAAUUUCCUUUAGCAAGACUCCGUGGGACCAUAAGUCCAGAAUUUUUGGAGAUGUGGGAGGCAAAACUCCAUGUCUGUGAAAAGCUGUGGAAGUCUCAGUCACCUCCACCUUAUGAAAAGCUACGACAAUCACUUGUUCUUGGAGGUCAUGAAAGCUGCAAUGGUUUUAGUAAUGCUGAAGAUGAAAACGAGGAUAUUGACCAUGAUUGCAACCCUGAUUUUGAUCAAGCUGAUGUUGACAUACCAGAGAGUACUUGCAUGGAUUCAGAACCUCCAUUCUGUGACAUGCAUGGGGAUGAUGUUCGUUUUGAUAACAAUGAAGCUUUUGAGCACGAAGAUCCAAAUUCUCACGCAAAUCUAGAAGAUCUUUGUCGUUUACACCUGGAUGCUCUCCUUGUUAGCAUAGCUGAAACUGAGAAGCAGACUGAAUUGGCUACUAGGGUUUCCACAUGGAAACAGCGAAUUGAACACACAUUGGAGGAGCAAGAUGCCCGCCCUUCAUUUGAUAUUCAUGAAUAUGGUGGGAGAGUUCUGGAGAAACUAUCCAUGGAAGCAGAUUGUCGAGGUUCCAUGUCCUUUGCAGAUAUUGUUGGUGGCCAAGAAAAGCAUGAUGUUGCUAGGACUUUCUCUGCUCUUCUACAACUGGUGAACAAUGGGAAUGUUGAUCUUGAUAGAGGUAACCCAAACAAUGAGUCUAUAUGCUACUCAGCUGUAAAUCCCUUUUCUGUGAGGCUCCUUAGUCACGAGAAGAGACAGGAGGAGGUGCAGCUCCGAUCAUUGAAGAAGAGAGUGAAAUCUCCUCCAAGUAAAAGGUGCACCAAAGGUGAUGGGAAGAAACCUGUUGGAGAACACUCAAACAGGAGCUCUGUAGGACUUGGAAAGGUUGGUGGAAUUAGAUGCACCCAUGAAGGCAAGAGAAGACGUAGAUCUCGAUUAAUUGAACCAGUUGACUUAUCUGCAGGAUAACACAAAAUUGGUUAUUCCUUGUAACUCUGUUUUGGAAGCAGGUGAAGCCAUGCUCUCUAUGGUAUCCUGAAAUUUCAACUCUCCUGUUGAAUAAAGCAUAGCAGAAGAGUUGGUGGCUCAGUCCGUGAAUAUUUUACUAACCCCUGUAGAUUGGCAGCCUGUAUCUGUAUUUAUUGAAUUAUGACGAUGACUUAGGUUUUGGUAGAUGCCCAUUGUAUCGUAGCUGUAGGCCUUGGCAACUUGUUUUAACCAAUAUCAAUGUACUUUGACCCAGACAUACAAUAUUCUGUGUGGAAAGAAAUGUCUGUCACUGCCAAUUUUAACA
Molecule: messenger RNA, 2670 nt
Organism: Nelumbo nucifera (sacred lotus)
Lineage: Eukaryota; Viridiplantae; Streptophyta; Magnoliopsida; Proteales; Nelumbonaceae
Product: condensin-2 complex subunit H2-like
Biological process (GO): mitotic sister chromatid separation; meiotic chromosome condensation
Cellular component (GO): nucleus; condensin complex
Molecular function (GO): chromatin binding
Source: RefSeq, a predicted model, not a curated record